Molecule: messenger RNA, 1560 nt
Organism: Kickxella alabastrina
Lineage: Eukaryota; Fungi; Kickxellomycota; Kickxellomycetes; Kickxellales; Kickxellaceae
Exons: 3
Coding region: 128-1294 (388 amino acids)
Molecular function (GO): protein binding
Source: RefSeq, a predicted model, not a curated record
UCCUCCUUCUGACACAUAACCCAUACACAAACUUUUUUACUUUUUUUACUACUGCUAUUGUUCUCCAUCUACCCUUCUUAUAUAUACAAAAAAUAACCCUCGUUCCUUUUUUAUUUACUCUAGAUUCAUGGCUUCUUCCUCUUCUUUGCCACCCUCAGUGCCGCUGCCAACGCUUCAGCUUGCAGAAAGCGUGGCGAUGGACAGACAACAGGCGGCCCUGACGGCCUCGCGCAUGACGACGCGUGCACCUCUGCGCAGCCUGAGAGCAGCGCUCCUCCAGGACACAAGGACGGACGAAAGCGACGACGCUUCCGCAGCAGCAGCGGCCGGGCUUCUUCAUCCGGACGCAGCCCACGGGCACAACGACGGCGACGACACCACUGACGGCGGCGUACUCAACCUGUCGGGGCCACGAUCACUCACGAACAGCAGCGGGACCAAGCGGACGAGCACUCGGGACGCUCACAAGCGGCCACACACCAACACGACGCAUCCUGGCGUGGCUGCGCCGCGGCAGAUGGAUACCGGGUUGGACACUGUGGAGGCGCGUGUUCCGACGCCAUCGAUGUACUGGUCGCAGGCAAAGACAUGGGGCGCGCGGCCGCCCAAGAUGCGGUCCCAGACGGUCAGCAUCAUCGGAUCCAAUAUGUAUGUGUUCGGCGGAUGGAACAACACUGUGUGCUACAGCGACGUGUACGUGCUGGAUACAGAGACGAUGUUCUGGUCGCGCAUGCAGACAACCGGCGAUGACGUGCCGCCCUGCCGCGCGCACACGACAACCGCUGUCGGCCACCGGCUGUUUGUAUUUGGCGGCGGCGACGGGACGCAGUAUUUCAACGAGCUGUUUGUGCUGGACACGCGCUCGUACGCGUGGACGCGGGUGGUCGUGUUCGGUGGGUCCGACGGACAGGAGUGCUUCGGGGACACGUCGCUGCUGAACCUCGACACGCUGGAGUGGUCGCACGUGGCGAUCGACCCGCCAUUGACGCGGCUGGCACAUUCGGCGACGCUGGUUGGCAUGUACCUGUUUGUCAUCUGCGGCCACGACGGGUCGGACUACUCCAGCCAGGUGCUGAUGCUGAAGCUGGAUACAUUGCGGUGGGAGACGCGGAUGAUCUACGGGUCGGCGCCGAUUCCGCGCGGGUACCACGCGUGUGCGCUGCACGAUGGCCGGUUGUUCUUGCAUGGCGGGUAUAACGGCCAGGAGGUUUUUGAUGAUCUGUAUACGCUUGAGCUGAGCUCAUACUCGUACCUUCCCCAGGUUCCGGAAUUUGUUAUCGGAUGCCAUCGCUAACACCCCCUCGAGGAAAGACUGCGCUUCUUUGUGUUAUUUUUUUGCAUUUUUCAGUUUGGGAACUGCUCGCGAAUAUGUUUUGUGAGCCACUAUCCCCCCUCUUUUUUACACUCUUUUUUGAACCCACAUUUGCAUUCCAGUUGCAAUGUAAGAUUCCGUUUCUUUUUUCGUCUUUUUUUAGCUAGUUGGUUUUUUCCAACUUUUUUCUUUAACCUUACGUGUUUCUUUAUCCUAUCAAUCUUUAAUAAACCUUUACAUGCCUUUAA